This is a messenger RNA of Closterium sp. NIES-65, 3546 nucleotides long. The record is from the annotation of a GenBank genome assembly. NCBI's taxonomy places the organism in Eukaryota, Viridiplantae, Streptophyta, Zygnematophyceae, Desmidiales, Closteriaceae.
AUGUACGGCGCCUAUUUCGGCGACGAAAUCCUUGACCUUCGCCUUACGGCGAUCGCCAGCGACCCGUCGCCUGCGACGUCGCUGCACCUGCCCCCCACCUGCGAAAUCUGCAGCGACGUCGUCGGCUUAUCGUCGUCGCCGGUGGACGAUGACGGGCGACGGCGGCCGUUCGUCGCAUGCUCUCGCUGCGGCCUCUCCUUCCCCAUCUGCCGCGCGUGCGUCGCGUACGAGCGUAAGCACGGUGCGAACGCGUGCCUCAACUGUAACCUUCCGUACGACUGUAGCGAAGGGAGUGAUUGCAACGAAGCGAGUGACUGCAACUCAUCGUUUCUCGACGCGGAAACGCGUCGCUGUGGCGCUGCUGCCGCAGCUGCCCCUGCUGCCGCUGCUAGAGCUGCUAGUCCCGGGGAGCAGCAGGGGGCGGACGGGUGGGAGCUUCAUGGAUUGGAGAGUGAGGGAUCCUGGGCCGGCAGCAGUGGGCGAGAGCGCGCGUCCGACGGUGAUGCUCACUCCGCGACCGCGGAGAGGGCGGCGCGGGCGGAAGGCGCGGGGCGGGCGGCAGAGGCGGAGCGGGCGGAGAGGGAUGCGACAGCAGGUGCUGCUGCUGCUGCUGUUCCCGCCACGGGGUUCGGUGCUUCAGUGGCUAGUAUGGAGGGCGCGAGGCAGGGAGAGGCGGUUCGUUUCCGGUGGCAGCUUCAGCAGCAGGAGGAGAAGCAGCAGCAGCAAUCGUGGGGUUAUGCCUGGAAACAACAACACCUGCCCGCACACCUGCCCGGAGAUCUGCCCGCUCGCCUGACCGCCUCCGCCUCACAACCCACUCUAUCCUCCUCCACCACCUCCUCCUCCUCCUCCUCCUCUUCCUCCUCUGCCUCCUCUGCUUCCUCUUCCUCCUCUGCUUCAACCUUUCCUUACCCGCGCGGCCGCAACUUAUCCCCCUCCGCCUCCCCCUCAGUCCCCCCCUCCCCAUGGGCGGCAAACCACUCCCCCUGCACUCCCCUUCCGCCUUCCCCUUACAUGCUCCGCGGAUUAUCCUCCCCCUCCUCCCCUUACACCCCCCCCUAUCCCCCCUUGGUGCAUCUCCCCGCUCCUGCUCUUCCUAAUACUGCUAUGCUUCUCACCACACCCAAUCUUUCUGCUGCUUCUUCCCCCUAUCUCCCCACCCACAUUCCCAAUGAGUCUGCUCAUAACGCACUUGCCCCGUACCGAUCCCAGUCCCAUCUCGCCCUGCUUCUACCCACCGACGCUGGGACCAACAAGCUCGUCACUGUUAACGAGCCGUGCUAUAACGGAUCGGAUCCCCCCCUUACCACAGCCAACACCCUCCUUUCCAUACUCGCUAUGGACUACCCCACUGACCGCGUAUCGUGCUAUCUCUCCGACGAGGGCGCUUCUCUGCUGACCUUCCAAAUGGUGCUGCUGGGUCCCAGUGGUGGGGGUGCUGGUGGGAGUGCUGGUGGGGGUGGUGCUGCCGCUGGCUCUGCUGCUGCUGCUGCUGCUGUUGGUGGUGCGGCGGGUGAAUUUGAGAAGGGAAUGGAAAGGAGCGCCGAGAAGAGAUCUGGGGUAACAGGGAACGGAACGGCGAGCAGAACCGAGAAGGGGACAGAGAAGGCAGCAGAAGAGGGAGCAGACAAGGACGAUAAGGGAGCAACGGAAGCAAAUGAGCUUGCCAGGGGGACCGCAGCAGCAGGAGCAGCAGGAGCAGAGGAGGGUAUCAGCCUACCUCGCCUGGUAUAUGUGGCACGGGAGAAGCGGCCGGGUUACAACGAGCACGGCACAGCAGGGGCACUGAACGCCCUUCUGCGCGUCUCUGCUCUGCUCUCCAACGCGCCCUUCCUCCUCAUCCUAGCCGCCAACCACUAUGUCAACAACGCAGCGGCUCUUAGAGAGGCUAUGUGCUUUCUCAUGGAUGGGAGUGGGAGCGCGGGCACGGGUGGGAGCAGGAGCGCGGGCGCGGGUGCGGGUGGGGGAGAGGGGGAUGGGAUGGGGGGAGGGGUGGGGAAUAAGUGCUGCUUCGUGCAGUUCCCUCUGCGGUUUGAUGGUGUGGAUGAGAGCGACCGAUACGACAACCACAACACUGUGUUCUACGAUCUGCAAAUGCCUGCUCUGGACGCCGACCCACACACCACUGCAGCUACAGCUGCUACAGCCGGUAGAGGCUAUGAGGAGGAUACAGAGGACACGGAGGCUACCCCUCUGACGGAGACGAAGCGGUAUGAGCGAAGGUUCGGCAAGUCCCCUCUGCUCAUCCUCUCCUCGUUCCACGACGCACGAUUCACACCCGCAGCGAGAACAGCACUUGCAGUGGGACGAGGAGCAGGAGUGACAGGAGGCGCAGGAGGAGGAGGGGGAGGAGGAUCAGGAGGAGCGGCAGCAACACAACGCUCCUCGUCAGGCACAUGGAGCAGCACUGCACUCGUCUCCCAGGGAACUCUGCUUAAAGAGACCAUCCGGGUGCUCUCCUGUGGGUACGAGGAUCUCACGGACUGGGGCAAGCACGUAGGGUGGCUGUAUCACAGCAACGCUUUCACCCACCCGCUUCUUACUGGUCUUACCCUCCACUCUCGAGGCUGGCGGUCCGUCUACUGCUGCCCGCCCCGCCCUGCUGUCAUCGCCUCCUCCUCUUUCUCCCUUUCCUCGCCCCCGUCCACUUCCACUUCCUCCUCCUCCUCCUCCGCUUCCCCUGCUUCUUCAGCACAUCUCAACCUCUCGGACCGCCUACACCAAGUCCUUCUCUCAUCCAUCGGAGCGACUGAGCUCGCUCUCUCUUCUCGCUCCCCAGUCUGGUUCGGCCUCCAUCAUGGCCACUUGAAGCUGCUGCAAAGAAUCGCCUACAUCAACACCGUCCUCUCUCCCUUCACCUCGGUCCCUCUCCUCAUCUACUGCCUCCUCCCAGGCCUCUGCCUCCUCUUUAACUCCUUCAUUCUCCCUAAGAUCACCACCACUGCAGUGCUCUAUCUACUGGCUCUUCUCGCGGUGGUCAUGGGGACUAGUGUUUUGGAAGUGCAGUGGAGUGGGGUUACGCUAACGGACCUGUGGAGGGCAGAGCAGUUCUGGGUGGUUGGCGGUGUGUCUGCACAUCUCUUUGCCGUUGUGCAAGGGGUUCUGAAGGUCGUUGCUGGGAUCGACACCAGCGUCGCAGUGAAAGAGAAUCCAAAUUCUGUGGCUGCUGCUGGUUCUGCUGGUGAUGAUAAGGAUGGGGAGCAUUCUGAACUGUACACCUUCAAGUGGACUGCUCUCCUCCUCCCGCCUGCCUUGGUGGUGGGUUUCAAUGCAGCUGGGAUCGUUGUGGGUAUCGCCCAGGGUCUGAACGGAGGAUUAAGUGCGUGGGGAAUGAUGCUCAUACGGGUGGCCUUUGCCCUGUGGGUUAUCAUGCAUCUACACCCUUUAAUUAAGGGUUUCUUUGGUAAGGAGAGGAGACUGCCUCCUCUUGUUCUGAUAUGGGGAGUCCUGCUGUCAUCGGUGCUGACGCUGCUGUGGGUGAACAUAGAUCCGUUUGGGUAUCACUUCAAAGGGCCUGACCCUGUUCUCUGUGGUAUUCGCUGUUAG